AAGAGCAAUUGAAUAGGUUGCCAACAAAAGAGGUGUGGAAAGAAUGGAUAUAUUUUUAGGGCGUACAGUCCACCUAUAAAAGCUCCGAACUAAGCAAGUGUUGCCUCAUUUUCAAAAAUGAAAAUUUACGUGAUACUACUGGUAAUAUCGCUGUCCGCCCUUUCCGAGGCCGCUGGGCGUGGCCCCAGUCACAGUGUUACUUGGGGAGUCAGAAGCUACAGGGACACGCACUUACGGCGGGAGAUCAUCACUGAAAAGUCCAGGUUUUUGCGCGUGGUCACAAGGGAUUAUGUUUUUAACCAAAAGAAAUGGGCACGCACCAUCACCCAAAUAGUGAUUACGGAUCAAGUUAGGGAUGGAAAUGGAGGCUAUGCUUACCUCACUGCCGGUGGACCACAGAGCACUUAUGCCAAAAUCCAUUUAAAGAGUCAACGCAACCAAGGCUUCAGUUUUAUCAUCGACAUUUACGGCACUUAA
This is a messenger RNA of Drosophila takahashii, 477 nucleotides long. Its product is annotated as probable salivary secreted peptide. The record is from RefSeq and is a predicted model, not a curated record. Lineage: Eukaryota; Metazoa; Arthropoda; Insecta; Diptera; Drosophilidae.